Molecule: messenger RNA, 950 nt
Organism: Drosophila elegans
Lineage: Eukaryota; Metazoa; Arthropoda; Insecta; Diptera; Drosophilidae
Product: chymotrypsin-2
Exons: 2
Coding region: 26-907 (293 amino acids)
Biological process (GO): proteolysis
Molecular function (GO): serine-type endopeptidase activity
Source: RefSeq, a predicted model, not a curated record
UCAAACCGGGACGUGGUUGGCAGUAAUGUCUCGUUGGAGUUAUCUUUGCAUGAUAGCUCUCCUCAUCGUGAUGUCCGAUGAAGAGGAGACUUCUUCCAUCGGCCCACAGAUGAGUGUAUCUACGACAACGAAGAAGGCAAUUGUCUACCGCUCCCGAUAUCCUUAUGUAGUCUCUAUCGGUGAGAACUUAAAAGGAUACUACAAGCACCUCUGCGUGGGCGUUAUCAUUUCGGAUGAGUUUGUGCUUACUGCGGCCCACUGCAUCAAAUCGAAGAAGACUCCGCCACCAAGAAUGUUUGUGGCCGCUGGCGCCGAUAUGCUCAACAGUCAAAAGCAAACCCGCUUUUUCGUCGUCGAAGUACGGUGGCAUCCCAAGUUUAAGUUGCUUCAAGGCCACGACAUUGGCGUCUUAAGGGUCUUCCCGAAAUUCCAGCUGGACAAUAUUCGAUUCCGGAGUAUUAGCUUCACAGUCAAGCCGCAACAGGAGAGUGGCAUAAGGGCCAAUCUAAUUGGCUGGGGACGUGUGAAGAUCAGCAUGCGAAUAGGCAUUCAGGAGAUUCCCUUUCAGACGAUCGAAAACGAUGUGUGUAAGAGGAAGCACCGAUUUGUGUUCCUCACUGGAACAGACAUCUGUGCAAUACACUUGAGAGGAUCCAAAGGACCCUGCGAUGGAGACUCGGGAGGUCCUUUGGUGAGCGUCGUGAAAGAGAAGCUCUACGGCUUACUUUCCUACGGAAGAAAGGCCUGCACGCCAUUGAAGCCGUAUGCUUUCACUCGUGUUAGCAUAUACUCGGACUGGAUUAAAAAAACCAUGGAAGAAAUGAAAGUACAUAUUGUAAGGGUUAAUCGAACUAGAUGGUAUGAUUUGAGAAGCGGUGCGCUUAAAAAAGUAAAAAUAAUUAAAUAAAUCCAACAGAGAACGGCUGGACGUUUUUAUUUGUACUGUACAU